Bactrocera oleae (olive fruit fly) is the source of this 680-nucleotide messenger RNA. RefSeq lists its product as uncharacterized. Lineage: Eukaryota; Metazoa; Arthropoda; Insecta; Diptera; Tephritidae. The record is from RefSeq and is a predicted model, not a curated record.
CAACUUGUGCACCCAGAUCAGUUCCGAUUGCAAUUUAGGAGUAAACAAAUCACUUCUUAACGAAUUCUGAACGCUAACGCUACUCAAAGUUCAACGUUUAAAAGGCGUUAAUUAAUUUAUGAAUUUGGUGGUAAUUAAUAGUGUAAACACUUAGUUAAAAUAUGGGGAUUAACACCGGGAAGUACCUUUUGACUGUUGGCAUCCUCUUGCUUGUUGGCCAAUAUAAAAGCGUUAAUGGAUAUCCUCAAGCUGCCAAGGCAACUGCGUUGGCAAGCGCAGAUGCGCUAACCACUGGCGAUGGCGCCGGUGCAGUUGCCGUGGCGUCCGCCGAGGCAGAUGCGGAUUUAAAGGGAUCGGAAACCUUUGGCUUUGGCUACUAUCCGGGAGCGAUUGGUGGUGGAUAUGGUCAUGGUUUAGGUUAUGGCGGCUAUGGCGGUUAUGGUUACGGCGGGCGUUGGGGUUAUGGCGGCUAUCACGGCUAUGGAGGGUAUGGAGGAUAUGGUGGAUAUGGAGGAGGAUAUGGCGGUGGUUUCUAUCGUCGUCCCAUCUAUCCAGUGUGGGGUUAAUAGCCUUAUGAUAUAAAUAUCUGCUCAUCAUCAGUAUUAAAGGCAUCGCUUAACGAUUAUAGUACUUAUGUAUACAUAUAUUACAAAUAUAUUCCUCUUCCAUUAAAACUUGAA